AAUUCAGUUCUUUUACAGAAAGAGUCUACAAACGAGUUCCCAAUCUGAAGUGGUUGUCUGUGAAGUUGGUGGUACUACACGAUGGCAGACGUCAGUGCUAUGACUGAUACGUCAACAGAUGUUGAUACAGAUGAUAAAAACUUGAGGUUUCUAAACUCUCUAACAUUGGGCGCCACUUCCGAUGCAAGUGACAAAACCAGAGACCAAAAGACGCUUCGUAGGCUUUCCCAAAAUCGUGAAGCUGCACGAAAGAGUCGUCUAAGGAAAAAGGCAUAUGUUCAACAGUUAGAGAGUAGUAGAAUGAAGCUGACACAGCUAGAGCAGGAACUUCAACGAGCUCGACAGCAGGGCAUAUAUGUUUCAAGUUCAGGAGAUCAAUCACAGUCAAUGAGUGGAAAUGGAGCUUUGGCGUUUGAUGUAGAAUAUGCACGAUGGCUGGAAGAGCACAACCGGCGUACGAAUGAGCUGAGAGGAGCUGUAAGUUCUCAUGCUGGUGAUGGCGAACUGCGUAUAAUUGUGGAUGGCAUCUUGGCGCACUAUGAUGACUUAUUCAAGAUCAAGGGUGAUGCUGCAAAGGCUGAUGUUUUUCAUAUAUUGUCAGGCAUGUGGAAAACCCCUGCAGAAAGAUGCUUCUUGUGGCUUGGUGGAUUCCGUUCGUCGGAACUUCUCAAGCUUCUCAUUAAUCAGUUGGAGCCUUUAACUGAUCAACAAUCGUUGGCAAUCAACAACUUGCAACAGUCAUCCCAACUGGCUGAAGAUGCUUUAUCUCAGGGAAUCGAAUCACUGCAACAGUCAUUGGCUGAGACCCUGGCAGGGUCUCUUGGACCUUCAGGGUCAUCUGGGAAUGUUGCCAAUUACAUGGGUCAAAUGGCCAUGGCAAUGGGGAAGCUAGGAACUCUUGAAGGCUUCAUUCUCCAGGCUGAUAACCUACGGCAACGGAUGCUGCAGCAAAUGCAUCGGAUAUUGACAACUCGCCAGUCGGCUCGUGCUCUUCUUGCUAUCGGUGAUUAUUUCGCUAGACUGCGAGCCCUUAGUUCUCUCUGGCUUGCUCGUCCCCGAGAGUAACAAGUAACCAACUUUCUUCUGACAUUAGCAUAUGUGAACCUCUUCCUGGAAUGCUGCUGGUUUCAUUUGUUGUAAUGGUAACUUGUUUUAAAGCUCUUCAAGCUUUGUAUCAGUUAUCAUAUAUAGUUAGAUGGAUGUAAUUAUGUUGACUAGCUUUAUAAUUUCUAUUCUUUGUCA
Solanum verrucosum is the source of this 1242-nucleotide messenger RNA. Its product is annotated as transcription factor TGA2.2-like. Gene Ontology annotation, biological process: regulation of DNA-templated transcription; DNA-templated transcription. The transcript has 8 exons. The record is from RefSeq and is a predicted model, not a curated record. Bases 82 to 1065 code for a protein of 327 amino acids. Gene Ontology annotation, molecular function: sequence-specific DNA binding; DNA-binding transcription factor activity. NCBI's taxonomy places the organism in Eukaryota, Viridiplantae, Streptophyta, Magnoliopsida, Solanales, Solanaceae.